This is a messenger RNA of Protopolystoma xenopodis, 153 nucleotides long. Lineage: Eukaryota; Metazoa; Platyhelminthes; Monogenea; Polystomatidea; Polystomatidae. The record is from the annotation of a GenBank genome assembly.
GUGGUGGAGAAGGCAGAGGAAGAGAAAGAGGAAGAGGAGGAGGAGGAGGAGGAGGAGGAGGAAGAAGAAGAAGAAGAAGAAGAAGAACCGGUCUCGGCCUAUGCAGAAGCGGGCUGUUCGCUCGGCCCGCCUAAGCCCAUCUGUAGGGCUUGA